This is a messenger RNA of Coregonus clupeaformis (lake whitefish), 1225 nucleotides long. RefSeq lists its product as uncharacterized. The transcript has 6 exons. The record is from RefSeq and is a predicted model, not a curated record. The coding region runs from base 324 to 935 and encodes 203 amino acids. Gene Ontology annotation, biological process: phospholipid biosynthetic process. Gene Ontology annotation, cellular component: membrane. Gene Ontology annotation, molecular function: phosphotransferase activity, for other substituted phosphate groups. NCBI's taxonomy places the organism in Eukaryota, Metazoa, Chordata, Actinopteri, Salmoniformes, Salmonidae.
GAAGAGGAAGAGCCUUUCGACAGGUCCGGUUCUUAUUAUAGCUCAGUGAGAUAGCAAACCCUUCGGUGACUGCCAUAAUGUGUACAUCCCUAUACUACCGAUUCGGGAUUCUAUAGCCGCAUAUAUCCACUUCAUAAAUAAAAGUCGGAAUACAUUUCGAGAUAUCUUCGCUAUUGGUAGCUAGAGGUCGCUGAAAGGUUGCAUCAUCUUUGUUACCGGGUGAGCGCUGUCUGAUCCGGAGCCACAAUCAGAGGCUAACAAUUCGGAUUACAUUGGUGACAGGGGAAGAGGGACGAUAUGGUCCUAUUAGUAACUGACUGAAUAUGGGACAAGAGGUUUUUGUUUAUUGGCCCAACAUCAUAGGUUAUAUCCGCCUAGUCUUUAUACUUUCUGCUUGGACUGCCUUCAACAAUCCACCCGUGUUUCUCUCCACCUACUCCAUCUCUAUCAUUCUAGAUGGGCUGGAUGGAUGGCUAGCUCGGAGGCUUGGGCAGACCUCCAGGUUUGGGGCCUGGUUAGACGUGGUGAUAGACAACCUUGGGAGAAGCAUGGUGUGGAACCAGCUGUAUGAAUGGGGCUGGCUGGUGUCUUCAGUGGAGUGGUGUGUGUUUGUGUGUAACCACACUGCCCGUGGUGCCCAGUGGAAGAGCAGCUUCUCAGACAGCCCUCUGUGGGUACAGACCGUCAUGGCCAAAGGGUUUCGGACGCCCCUGGGGACGUGGGUGAUUGGUGGUUUACAUGGCCUACCCCUGUGGCUGUAUGGGUACCAGCGGGGGGUCCUCACCCACCCCCUCUGUGCCCCCCUCUGGCUGCAGACACUGGGGACUCUGAUCCUGGCAGCAGGGAGGCUCCUGGGUGUCUCAGUGGAGAUAUGGUGCAUAUGGGCUCACAUUAAAUACCUUACCAAAGAUGAGGUGGAGGAACAGAGGGAGUGAGAAUGACAGAAUACUGAAGCACUCUGUUCUACGCUGCUGAUAAAGCCUCAGGAACUCAUAUUUUGACAGGGUCCAAAUGUGCUGUAAACAAAAAAAGCAACAUUCAAUUAAAACCGAGUUUUGAUUAAAAGAGACAAAAAGAAAAGUGAAGAGCACUUAUAAACGGAAGUAAACAAACUACUACUACAUGUUGCUAUGAUUUGACCUGUUCUAUACUCUUAGCAAAAGCAAUGAGCUGAAUCUAUCCAUGAAGGUGGUUGCAACACAUGAAUAUUCACUUUUGACCUACA